UUGUAUAGCUACGUGUACAUACAUGUAUGUGUGCUGUGUUUUUUUUACGUACGUCUGACUACAAAACUAUGCAGAGCUAUGUUGGCGAUAAUCGUCACCGUGUUUGGAAUUUUGACUGUAGACCACACUGAGGGAAAGCAAAUCCUUACAGCGAAAUGUCCAAAAUGGCGUGAUCAUUACACCGACCUCUCCCUUGAAGGAAAGGCAGAGUGUAAACCAUGCACACUUUGCAAACCGGGAUUUAGACAGGUAACGCAUUGUACAAAAGUCGACGACACGCAUUGUGAGCCAUGUAGGCGGGACACGUAUUCCUCUAGUAACGCCAAGCGGUGCCAUCCAUGUAAACACUGUCGGCAAGGAGGAAAAUCCAGACGAAAAUGCACGAAUAUUGAAAAAGCACAGUGUGAAUGCGCGAAAGGAAAAUAUUACAAAAAGGGGAAAUGCAUUCCUUGCACCGAAUGUCUCCCAGGAACCUACGUGACGUCACAGUGCUCGUUAAGAAGGAACACCCAAUGUAAAGAAUGCCCGGAAGGAAAAUAUUACAAAAAGGGGAAAUGCAUUCCUUGCACCGAGUGUCUCCCAGGAACCUACGUGACGUCACAGUGCUCGUUAAGAAGGGACACCCAAUGUAAGGAAUGCCAGGAAGGGACGUAUACCACAAGGACGCCCAAUGCGUCACACUACUGCCUACAAUGUUCGGACUGUCGUUUAGGUGAAAUUAUAGCACAUACAUGUAACUCAACACACGAUACUGUUUGCGGGGAGUGUAGACCAGGAAUGUUCCGGCAGUCGAGCACUUAUGAAUGUGCCCCGUGUUCCCUGUGUUACCCGGAUGUGAAUGGAAGCUACAGCAAUGCUAUCAUUAUUGAUGAGUGUCGUCGGCGGAAUCCCGAUCAGUCCCGGAUAUGCAUGCCCUCCGUCACCACGUUACCGAUUUACGUCAGCAACAGCACAGAAGACGUCGAAACCACUGUCUCAAGUAUAGCAGACAUGAACGUUAUGAAGACACAUGUCCGAUGGAGAUUUUUCGAAGAGGACGAUGAAGGACUAGCACUCUUUAUCACAGCUUGUAUUGUGAUAGUACUGGCUUGCCUAGUGUUGUUUAUUCUUUGUGUAGCAUUUUUACACAGGAAUGCAGUAAAAUGUGGCAAUAUUUGUGUCAAACAUCAAACUACCAAACAACAUGUACCCAGAAAUCUACUGGAAGAGUAUUUAGUAGAACAGAGAUCGUCCCAGUCAUGUUACUUAACAAGGUCAAACAGCGCGAACCUUCAAUGUACAAAGACCAACAGCAAGCAAUCAAGAGGAACAACGAUGUCACUAGAAACAGGGAUAUUGCAUUAUUUUACAGAAAAGGAAUUUUAUCCACCUGUCACGUGGACUAUUGGCGCAGGUUCUCGUUCCGUUUCAUUAUACUCGGAAAUGUUUUCAGUGUCAACAACGGGGACACUUUAAAGCACUAAGAGCGAGAACAAUAGCCGAUUUGAGAAGAACUAUGGCGUUGUUUUUAUAUAAUAUGAAUUACUACGAACUAAGAUAUCACUUACCACUAACAAAUUAAUGUUUUCUUCCAAUUGCUACCAAUGUUAUGUUAAACUAUGAAGGUGAUAUACCUCUUAACAAUGCAAUGAUUUGUAUUAAUGAAAACAUGCCAUGUCUAACACAAUGUUAGUCCUUUUCUUAAGGUAUCUCAGUUCGUGUAGUGUACCUUAAUCAUAAAAAAUGAACAUAAGAAUGGUCUUAUAAAUAAGGACCCAGGAAUCUCGAAAGAAAUCAUAGUAAUGAUAUACAGUAUAUGCCUAUCAAUAUAAACUUUAUUUAUUUAACAAUAAUUAUGAAACAAGUUAUUUCAACUUAUUUUAAUCACUCUUCUUGAACCGGGUGUAACAUGUAGCGCAUGGGGGUCUGAGUGUGGGAGGAAACCGGAGUACCCGGAGAGAACCCACGUGGUCGGGCAAUAUACCCUACAACAGCUAAAAGAUUUCUUGGUAUACAAAAUAAUUAGUUUUAAUUAUAUUGCAUUUAUAUUAUAUUCAAUUUAAUAGAUUCAUUUUAACGUUUAUAUUGUUUAUUACAGUCUGGCUACCAUUAAUGUAAAAGCUACUAGCGCAGCUAAAAUUAAUAUUUUAACAUUUUUUUUGUCAUUAUCGACACAUAGAUGUAAAUAAUUGUCUCUGACAUACAAAAUGUACCAGUAAAACUACCACAACCUAUAUUGCAAAUUUUGGCGACAAAUCCCUGUGUUUUAAAGAGCAGUAGAUAUCAGGCCAUAAACAGACAACCGUCGGCAUUUCGGAGUCAACGCAUAAAGUCAGUCCUAGCGCACAAUAAUAAUUAGACAGCACGCGUUUCUUUGCAGAUACAUACGCACGAAAGUGGAUGUGUGCGUACUCGCAGUAAGCGAGUGCAAUAUUUGACGUCAGGUGCACACGUGCGGUAUUACUUGUAUGACUUUCAUAUUUGUACCAACAAAUGUUCCUGAUAUGUUUAUCAUAUUUCAUUAUAUUUUCCGUUGAAAGAUCAUCGUCAUAAUCCCGUCUUUAUAUUUUGAUUUCAACUGAUUAAGAACGGAGGACAGAGCGACGCCAAAGAGAAAAUAAUGGCGUCACGUUACUGUAGCGUAAAAUGACGCUUUAAUUAUAUUUGGAACCCAUAUGUGUUUUAAUUCGUCAAUUUGAAAAAAAAAAUAUGAUAACAUCUUAAUUUUUCCAGUAAAAGAGAGUUCCGGUUUUAGUCAUAAAAAUUAUGUCUCGCAGCAAAACCUGUCUGUAUUACUAAAAGGUUUAUCGAGCAUGAAUGUUAAACAGUGUUGUCCGGAGGGUUGAAAUAUUUCCAGUCUGUUAUAAUUACAGUCAUUAUUAACUAUCUUUAUAUUGUCUUUGUUGAGAACAGCUCCCUAUGAAAAGAGUGCCUUAAUUGUUUUAUUCACACGUGUUAAGUUAAUGUCAUGACCCUAUUACACAUGUACAUAGUGGUCACGAUAAACAAAGGGGUAAGUAUUUUGACUUAAUACUUGUUAGAAAACGUUUUAUUUUUUAGAAUAGAUGUGCAUGUUUGUUAGCUGUCUGUCCUAACUUACAAAUUAAAAUUAACUUGUCAUUCACAAUAAUGCUUUUUACACGUGUACAAUUUAAAUGGAAUAUUUUAAUUAAUAAACAAGAUAUCCAGUUUCAGAGUGUAUGACAGCAUUUAAGAUCUUGGUUAUAUAGCAUGGUCAAAGCUUAUUUUUAGGUCACCUGAGCUUUAGCGCAAGUGACCUAUUGCUAUCCGUUUUCGUCCGUCGUCGUCCGUCGU
Molecule: messenger RNA, 3294 nt
Organism: Mizuhopecten yessoensis (Yesso scallop)
Lineage: Eukaryota; Metazoa; Mollusca; Bivalvia; Pectinida; Pectinidae
Product: tumor necrosis factor receptor superfamily member 16-like
Exons: 4
Coding region: 79-1455 (458 amino acids)
Biological process (GO): Rho protein signal transduction
Cellular component (GO): cell surface; plasma membrane
Molecular function (GO): coreceptor activity; death receptor activity; nerve growth factor binding
Source: RefSeq, a predicted model, not a curated record